CUUGUAAAGCAAUGUGAAGUAUAUAAAUGCCAAUACAAAUAAUAACUGUACCCCUGAGCCUGCUUACAGGUCUGUAUGUGGUUUCUGACUCACCCAACAUAUUUAUAGACUGUCCAUAGAUCCCCCAUUAUUGCAGGGAUACUCUUACUAUUGCUUUUAUAUACAUACUCUCUCUCUCUCUCCCUCAUUCCUAUUAGUCCUAUUAUACAUCAAGAAGUCCUCCAAACAUGAAUGCAACUCCCAUCACAGGCUGACGGCCAUGAGACUUGUAGUGCCCAUGUAUGGCCCGGUUUUGGCACUCCUGGGACCCGCAUCCCACGCCUGUCCUCCCAGUAAUGCAGACUAUGCGGCACUGCGCAUGCGGUUCCUUUAAGAGGCGGCGUGCGCGCUCCCGCUCCUCCUCGUUGUUCUCGCCAUGAUCUGCCUGGUGCUCACCAUCUUCGCUCACAUCUUCCCGACAGGUGAGACCCCGCAGGGUACCAUGGGAGCGGGCUCAGAGGGACCCCCGCAACAGGGAAACACGGGGUGCAACACUGAGGGGACCCCCACUCAUACAGUGAGCAUUUAAAGGGAUACACACCCAGUCUCCGGGGCGGGGAGUGUCUGCCUCUCGGUAUUCAGCCGGGGGGACUAUGGAAAUAGAGCAAAUAACCUGCAGGAUAUUGGGGUACACGCUGGGGGGGAUAGCACCUAAAUGGCAUUUACUCAUACUCCGCCUGGUCGAUAUGCUGGAGCCCCUCACUCAUUCUCAGUAUUUCUAUAUAGUGGGACCCUCACUCAUUCUCAGUAUUUCUAUAUAGUGGGACCCUCACUCAUUCUCAGUAUUUCUAUAUAGUGGGACCCUCACUCAUUCUCAGUAUUUCUAUAUAGUGGGACCCUCACUCAUUCUCAGUAUUUCUAUAUAGUGGGACCCUCACUCAUUCUCAGUAUUUCUAUAUAGUGGGACCCUCACUCGUUCUCAGUAUUUCUAUAUAGUGGGACCCUCACUCGUUCUCAGUAUUUCUAUAUAGUGGGACCCUCACUCAUUCUCAGUAUUUCUAUAUAGUGGGACCCUCACUCAUUCUCAGUAUUUCUAUAUAGUGGGACUCUCACUCAUUCUCAGUAUUUGUUUAUAGUGGGACCCUCACUCAUUCUCAGUAUCUAUUUAUAGUGGGACCCUCACUCAUUCUCAGUUUUAAUUUAUAGUGGGUCCCUCACUCAUUCUCAGUAUCAAUUUAUAGUGGGACCCUCACUCAUUCUCAGUAUCAAUUUAUAGUGGGUCCCACACUCAUUCUCAGUAUCAAUUUAUAGUGGGACCCUCACUCAUUCUCAGUAUUUCUAUAUAGUGGGACCCUCACUCAUUCUCAGUAUUUCUAUAUAGUGGGACCCUCACUCAUUCUCAGUAUUUCUAUAUAGUGGGACCCUCACUCAUUCUCAGUAUUUCUAUAUAGUGGGACCCUCACUCAUUCUCAGUAUUUCUAUAUAGUGGGACCCUCACUCAUUCUCAGUAUUUCUAUAUAGUGGGACUCUCACUCAUUCUCAGUAUCUAUUUAUAGUGGGACCCUCACUCAUUCUCAGUAUCUAUAGUGGGUCCCUCACUCAUUCUCAGUAUCUAUUUAUAGUGGGACCCUCACUCAUUCUCAGUAUCUAUUUAUAGUGGGACCCUCACUCAUUCUCAGUAUUUAUUUGUAGUGAGACCCCUCACUCAUGCUCACCUUGUUUAGCUUUCCUGGAGUCCCUCACAGAUAUUUUACAUUCCCCCUAACUCAUUCUCUGCUUCUGUGAGGUAUCCAGGUCCCCUAACUCAUUCCCAUCUUGGUAUCAUUGUAUCCAAUACAUUUUCCCAGCUUGGUCAGUCAGCCAGAGAUAAGGGGCCCACAGGCAACCCUGACCUUCGCUACUUCCAAUCCAUCUGAAAUGAACCAGAUGGCAUAGGAUGACCGAGGCCUAGUCAGUCAGUCUUGCUGCUUGGCCUGAAAUCCAAUUCUGAUAUGUUCCUACAUCGGCUGCAAUAUCUUCCCAGAAUAUUGGUCACUAUUCGGAGAUAGAUAGCCCAGCUCCAUAUUAACGGCCAUACAUUGUCACUGUCCAUAUCUGUGACAGUGUCGUGUAUUUGUAAAGUGUGCAUUAUGUUACAAUGCUUUUUCAAAAUCUACUUACACACCCUGCAUCUACUGUCACCCUCUCUUUCCAGCAUGGACCGGGAUAAAUGAGCGCACUUUCCUGGCCAUAAAGCCUGAUGGGUGCCAGCGGCGCCUCGUUGGCGAGAUCAUCCGACGCUUUGAGCGGAAGGGGUUCCACUUGGUUGCGAUGAAGAUGAUGCAGGUUGGUGUACAUGUAACAGAUCACAAACACUGACCCUUAAUUCACUAAUGUCAUGUUUACUAAUAACAGGUGGUUUUAUGAUGCUAUAACUUGACGGGGAACUGUCACUUGUGUGCUAGUUACGCCAAUAAAACAUUAAAAAUAACAAGUGACUGUCCCCACUUAAGGAGGACCCCCUUGGUAUCAGAACUGCAACCCUGAAUCUUCUAACAUGCUUCCCCAAACUCCGGCCCUCCAGAUGUUGCAGAACUUCAACUCCCAUGAUUCUAUGAAUGAAAUAGGCUGAGAAUCAUGGGAGUUGUAGUUCAGCAACAUCUGGAGGGCCCGAGUUUGGGGAAGCCUGUUCUAGAACCUCAUGCAAGAAAUCCUCAAAAACAAUGUUACGAUAAAUGUUUUCUGGAAAAAAUGUAAAUAUCUCUGGCACCGUAUCAUCACUCCCUUGUCAUAUUUCCAAAGACAACUCUCCUGAGUGGUUUGUCCUUCACGUGCAUGGGAUGCAAAGUAAGACAAUUUUCAGGAGUUUCGAACUUACUUGGAAUAAAAUGUCGAAACCCUUGUGUAAGUAAAUGGAAGUUUUAAUCACACGGUCAGAGUCUAGGACUGUGAUGGCUGCCAUUGGUUUCCAUGACGAUCUGCAGCAGAAUCAUUAUGGUAUAAUAUCAGGUUUAUCGACUGAAGUGUGAAUUCACAUUCAAUUUCCAACAGUGUUUUUGAUUAACCCUGAUAUACACAUUUGCUCGAGGUCUGUUUGGCUGACUGUAUGAAUGGGACAAAAAUAGAUGGUGUCAUGUAAUGCAUUGCUGGGCCCCUUAAAUACUAAUUCUGACACUGCGGAUGCCAUGCAGUGUAAGAGAAUAGCUUAAAAUGCAGAUUAUAUAGCAUUGCAACUAAAACCGAAACAUCUGCCUGCUCAAUUAGCCUAUCUGGUCAUUUAUAUCUAAACUCUUCUUUUUUUGCAAUCAAGUGAACAGGGCAGACCUACAAGAAGCAUUGAGUAAAUACACCAUUUGCAACUUCCCUGAAUUUGUAGCAGAAAAAUAACUUGUUUAUACAAGGAAAGCAAAACUAUAUUUGUAAUGCUUCAACCUAUACCACAGCGCAGUACAACAUCAAAUAACUUUCUUACAAGUUUAUAUUGAUAUGCUGUUCGUCCUCCAACUUAAAUCGUACCAGUGUAGCUGCAUAUUUCUACUGCAUUGUGUAAAAUAAUGUGGUUGUUUUUUUGUUAAUUUUUUUAAAUCUUUUUUUUUGGGGGGGAGGGUGGGAUAAAUUUCUUAAAGGAACACUAUAGGGUCAGGAAACACAAACAUGUAUUCCUGACCGUAUAGUGUUAAAACCACCAUCUGGCCCUGUCUUGCCUCCCUAAAUAUAGUGAAAUCUUACUUGUAUUAAAGUCUGCAGCUGCUGCCUUUGCCCCUGUCUGCCACAGACCUGCCUGUUGUCUGCUGACAUCGUCAGAAGUGGUGGUCUGAGCCAAUCACAAUGUUUCCCCAUAGGAUUGGCUGAGACUGUCAAAGAGGCAGAUCAGGGGCAGAGCCAGCAUGAUUCAAUCAACAUCUCCUCAUAGAGAUGAAUUGAAUCAAUGCAUCUCAAUUUGGAAAGUUCAGUGUAUGCAGAGAGAGGGUGGAGACACUGAAUGGCAGUGCUUCUUACUUUGCAGCACUGCCCAAAGAAGCAACUUUAGCAGCCAUCUCAGGAGUGGCAGGUGGAGUUAUCCCUAGGUUGUAAUGUAAACACUGCAGUUUCUCUGGAAAGACAGUGUUUACAGCAAAAAGCCUGAAGGUAAUGAUUCUACUCACCAGAACAAAUGCAAUAAGCUGUAGUUGUUCUGGUGACUGUAGUGUCCCUUUAAAUUGGAAGAAAUUCAUGGGUACUUCACUUUAAAUUUCCAAGUGUUUUUAACCAGAUUGUUAAUCACCUGGAUGUACAGUAGGGACAUUUUUAAACACCCAUAAGGCAUGAGAAAUUUAGAUUAAUCUGCGGUUGAGUGUUCCUGGACAAGCUGUUGCUUUGUCCCUUUAGCUGAAGUAGAAAUCUCUUUUAAGUUUUAUUUUAUUUAUUUAUUACUGCUUUUUAUAAAGCGCCAACAGAUUCCGCAGCGCUGUACAAUUAGUGGAGAACGUACAAUAUACAGAUUGUGUUCCAUUUGUUGUUGUGUCUGUGCAGGCCACCUGACUGUUUUAGUGGCGGCUAUCUACACAAUAUUUUUGGCUUUGUGUACUGAUAUAGCUGUCUGUUUACAGGCUUCCGAGACACUGUUGAAGGAACAUUAUUUAGCUCUGCGGGACAAACCGUUCUAUGGCCGCCUGGUGAAGUAUAUGAGUUCUGGACCGGUUGUUGCUAUGGUAAGUAACUGCAGCAUUUACUAUGACAGUCAUCCAUAGGGACACAAUAAUAAUAAUAAUAAGCGGUACAGGAUGUUAUUAUUAUUAUUUAUUAUUAUUAUUAUUAGAAUUUUAUACAUGUGGUUUUAUUAUUAUAUAGCACUCACAUAUUCCGCAGCGCUUUUCAAUUCUUGAAUGGAAAUUAUUGAUUAUAGCAAAUAUUAACUGAGACAAAAGCUGAAGACGACGCAGCUCAAACAUGCUUACAAUGUAUAAGGAAGGAGUAAAGAUGACGAGAGAAAUAACAGCGUGUCAGAGGGGAGGCGUGUCAGAGGGACUGAUAGAUAAGACGCCUGUGUCGAAAUAUCCUAGUAACAGGGAUGAUUGGAAUGAGGAAGAGUGAGCUGGGUAAUUUUAAUAAGAGGAGUGUCACUCAGGUAAAUGGUAUUAUUUCCUAAAGAGGUUUGUGUUUUUAGUGAUCUGUUAACGGGCUGGAGGCUGGGGGAUAGUCUGAUGGCAUGUUGUAAGGAGUUCCAUUACAACAGGCCAACCUUGACAAAUACUGCACAUGAGAGUUGGCAGGUCGGGAACAAGCAGAUGUGAUUGUGUUUAAAGUUAGGCCCUCCAGGAUAAGAUGCAUGCCGAAAUAAAAAAAUAAAGUUUACUCCUGCCUAUAAAAGUCCACUAGAUGGUGCUACUGCAGGUCAGAAUGGUCAGUAACUUCUCUACCCAAGUAUUGCAUCAUACAAAACACAUGAUUGCUAAACCGGCUGUAUUAAAGGGAUUCUAUAGUGUUAGGAAUACAAACACUAUAGUGCCCUCUGGUGCCCCCUCCCUGGUAAGGCAGAGCAUUUUAAAAAUGUAUUUAAUUUUAGUCUAUGCUACAUUUUAAGAAUAGAACGGUUUUACAAAUGUUGCUAUUUAUGCAGCACAUUACAUGGUUUGUUACAAUUUUUGUGAUAAUUUAUUCCACAGGUUUGGCAGGGUUUGAAUGUGGUGAAGACUGCCCGUGUUAUGUUAGGGGAGACUAAUCCUGCAGAUUCCUUACCAGGAACUAUCAGAGGGGAUUUCUGUGUGGACAUCAGCAGGUAAGAAACACAUUUUAUUAUUAUUAUUAUUAUUAUUAUUAUGUUAUUUUUAUAGCGCCAACAAAUUCCGCAGCGCUUUACAGUGGGUGAACGAACAAACAUGUAGUUAAAGGGAAACUCUGUUAAAUCCCAAAAUGCGUUGUGGUUUUGUUUUUGCGAUUUAGGUAAAUGUAUAGAACUCGAGCUAAAUAUACGCAUUUACUAAAAUUUGCUUUAACAGGUUCUGGUGCUUAUGAAAAUCCACCACUUCGGCAAUAACUUAAUUUUUAUAGUUGAUCAAUCAAUGAGGAAAAAAAUAUAGAAUAAUAAAAAAUGUAAAAAUUUUUUAUAUAUAUAAAAAAAAAAAAUUACAAAUCAUAUAUUAUUAGGGCUCUAUUAGAUCAAGUGCUGUGGAGCCGUUUUAACUCCCUCAGCCAUGAUCAGAGAGGGUUUUCCUAUGUCUGCAUGUCCCAAACCCUCCCCUUUAAUUGCAAGAUUUAAACUAAAAGCUGUGAUUAUAGCUGUUGCAAAAAAAAAAAAAAUUCCAGAUCUUUAAUUCUGGUUUCAGUUCACUAUAAUUUGUACAAUUUAAUAUUUAAGCAAUUUCAUGAAUACAGAGUCCCUAAAAUUGUUAGGAAUAAUUUUGUCUGAGUUUUCAAUAUUGGCAGCCUCUAAUAAAAAACCCUCUUGGUGAGUUAAAGGAACGCUCCGACAACCAUAACCACUACAGCGUGCUGUUUUAGAGCAGUUUGACUUUUUCUUUGGGGUCUGCCAGGUGCCACUCCUUGCAUCCACUACCAUCGGCCCGGCCGUGUUGUCUCUCCUGAGCUGGGCCCUGGAAAGCAGAGCUUAACUCAUUGGCUGAGCGUGUCUAAUGAUCAGUCAGUUAGUUAAGCCUUGUACUGUAGGAAGUUUCUACCUAUAAACUUUCAGCAGAGAGUGGUGCUCUGAAACUAUUUUCAGAUCUGUAUUUCACCUUUUCUUAAUUUGAUACGAAUAGGACAGACGAUGGAGUGCUUUACACACGACACACUUUACAGCAUUAUUUCCUCUGUCUUCAUGUCCAGGAAAGCCUUGUGAAAAAUACUCUUAGCAUUAAUGUUACUUCUUAAAUAUUUCAUGUUUAUUUCUUAUUAUAAAGAUGGUACAUUUUCCUGUAAAAAUAAAUAAAUAAUGACUUUGUUACGUGUCUAGCUUACAGGUAUAAAGAAAUCUAACUAUAUUCAGGUUCACGUUCCCCUUAUACCUUAUCACCUGAUUUAUAACUGAUCCCUGUUUCUCUUUCCUCCAGAAACGUGAUCCACGGCAGCGACUCGUUUGAGAGUGCCCAGCGUGAAAUCUCUCUGUGGUUCCAGCCGGAGGAGUUAGUCUGCUGGCAAGGCGCCUCUGAAAGCUGGAUCUACGAGUAAAUGAAGCACUCUUGGGAACAUUUUAAGGAAGGGGUUGGGGGUAGGGCUUUCUAGAAAAGGGCAUCAUUAUGGUAGAGCUGUUUGUUUAAACUGCAGCAAAUUUUGAGGCUAUUAGUUGUGGGCUUGAGAAGGCAGUCUUUGGCUGUAAAUUAUGUGGGGGUUCAAAAAAAAUAAAUUAUUCCGUCCUACAAAAGCAUUAAUUUACUGUAUCCAAAGCCAGACCUCCUGUGGCAGUGAUGGACAUCCAUGACACUAAAUUCUGGCUAAGCAUUAUGGGAAGUGUAGUUCAGACAUAUUUGCAAGGUUAACCGUCAUAGGUUUGUGCUAAUUAGCAUCACUGUACCUCUGUUUACCAAUUAGCACUUUUUUAAUUCAAAUACAGGGGGCAGUGGUACCUGUUCUAGAUCACAUGAAUGAUUUAUGUAAUUUGCAGAUUGGAAUGUUCUCACUCUAAAGAUGUAAGUAUAGUGAUGUAUUUAUGGCAAUAUUGUUUCUCAGGCAGCGAGCGCUUUAUUCCCUCCUCAUAAGAAAGCAUUGACUCAAUGCAUUAAUGCUUUCCUAUGGGGAUUCCACUGCCGCUGGAUGUUCGCAUGCAGAGCGUGAGGACGUCCAGCAUCAUUUAGGCAACAUAUAGUUCGGUAAAAUCCACGAGAGGCUGUCUUAGUGCUGCAAUGUAAAUGUAGUUUCUCUAACACCGCAAUGAUUUACAUUGCAGGACUAAGUGUGACAGGGACACUGCUCCCGGACCACAUCAAUGAGCUGCAGUGCCUGUAGUGUCCCUUUAACCCGUUCUGUCAAGGGGGAUUUCAUGCGCGCCAUCUUUAAAUGCUGAGUUAUAUACAUGAAUGGCAAAACAUUUGCAUCAGGGUUUCAUGUAAGUCUUACGAGAAAAUGGAGAGAGAGCUUGAAAGAGUUAAUAAUUUAGUGCACUAACUUAACCAGAAAAAAAUGGAAGAACCACUAAUUUUAUUUUAUAUAUUUUUUUUUUUUUUCUAAGCCUCAGGGUUAGAUGGAUCUAGUUACAGUUCAAUAAAUCAUGAGAUCCGUGAUUGUAUACGCUCCUCUGUAUCUAACGAGGCAUCAAACAUCUUGGAAGUGAAGAGAACUGCAAGUUAAAGACCAAGGUAGCCAAACUGGAAGAAAUUCUCCCAAUUUUACAGUUUCCUUGUCAGUUCUCUUCCUGGUUUACGAUAAAGCUGGAAUAUUGCAAGUUGUAGGGAAACAUUCUCCAACUAGCUCGGCUAGUAUGGCCUUAAUAUAAGUUGUCUAAUGCAGUAUUAUCUAUAUACAUUUAUAGUAUGUGUCUGUGCAAAGCUGGAAAGGUAUUGAGAUUUGCCAACUGAGGUCAGGAGAACAGAGUUACUGACAGACUGAGGAGUUUAUCUAGUAAACAGCGAGUUUUACUUUUAAGAAUUUCUUCUAAAAACAUUGGAUGACAUGUUAACGCAAACACCCACAGAGAAUAUGAAUGUAACACCCAGCUUUGCACGUUCUAGCUUCAGAUCUGACAUGCAUUUAGUAGUUAAUGGGAUAAAAAACAGGAAUUUGUUACCUGGGCAGCGAAGAAAAUAACUUUUGUAUUUUUUAUUUUUCUUUUGUAAUAAAAAUAAUUGCGGAGUAACUCUUUCCAUGCUUGAUUUUUCUGUCGGUGACUGUAUGGAUCUGUGUAAAUGGC
Molecule: messenger RNA, 8779 nt
Organism: Pelobates cultripes (western spadefoot toad)
Lineage: Eukaryota; Metazoa; Chordata; Amphibia; Anura; Pelobatidae
Source: the annotation of a GenBank genome assembly